AUGGAGGCUCCCAAAGAUGAGAAAAGGCGUAGUCAUUUCCAAAAACGCCUAGUUCUGAUCGUGUUUGGCGUAUGCUGGGGAAGUACUGCGUUUGGCUUUGCUUCUGCAAUCAUUGCCACUACACUUGGUCAACCGUCAUUCAAAAUAUAUAUGAACCUGACAACCACGAAUCCAAACACUGCGAAAAUUACAGGCGCUAUGAAUUCACUUUUCUACGCUGGCGGCUUCUUCGGUUCGGUCUUCAACGCGUGGUAUGCGGAUCGUUUCGGAAGAAAGACCUCUAUAAUGACAGCUUGUGUAAUCAUGGUAAUAGCUGCGGCUCUCUGUGCUGGAUCUGUGCAUGUUGCGAUGUUUAUAGUAUUCCGGUUCUGCACUGGCUGGAGUUGCCUCAUGCUUUUGAUCUCUGUACCUCUCUGGAUUAUUGAAGUCGUUCCUCCUGGAGGCCGCGGUGUCUUUGGCAACAUCCAUGGACUAAUGGCCGUUUUUGGAUACCUAAUCGCUUCUUACGUGGGCGUUGGAUUCUUUUACUACCAGAAUGGCUCGGGCAACCAAUGGCGUGCGCCUUUGGCCUUCGCAUGCCUCCCUCCCCUGAUUACCUUGAGUUUCAUGCCUUGGGUGCCUGAAAGCCCAAGGUGGCUGCUUGUUAAGGGUCAAUCGGAGAGAGCAUGGAAGAUUGUGGAGAGCCUGCAUCGUUCAUCCGACGACCCCGAAGGCGACUAUGCAAAGGAAGAGUUCCAGCAGAUGCAGAGACAGAUCGAGCUUGAUAGCCAGCUGGAUUCAUCCUGGAAGAUCUUAGUCACACGACCAUCGUAUCGCAAGCGCGCUUAUAUUGCUUGCUCUCUCUUGACAUUCAUCUACAGCUCUGGGACUUUAACAAUCUCCAAUUACGGGCCGACCCUCUUCGCCGAGUUGGGAUAUAAGCCAGCACAAACCCUACAAUUCCAGGCGGGUAUUAUUUUGUGCUCUAUUUCCGCGCUAACUGUCUCCCUUUUCGUCGUGGACCGUAUACCACGAAAUAUCAUCUUAGCCGUUGGUAUGAUCGCGGUUGCUGUUCCUUUAGCCGGGGAGGCAGCCAUGACAUCUCUAUACGUCGGCACCACAAACAAGUCUGGUCUUGCCGCUGGUGUAGCUUUCUUGUAUAUCUACAUCUUCCUAUAUGGCAUUUUCCUUGAUGGGCCAGGUUACUUCUACGCCAACGAGAUCUUCCCUACGCAUCUCCGCUCCAAGGGCGCCACUCUCUGCGUGGCUUCCUACAGCUUGAUCAAUAUCAUGUGGACGCAGGUUUCGCCAAUAGCUUUCCGUACCAUUCACUGGAAGUUUUAUAUGGUGUUUAUCUGCUGCUGCGUCGCAUCAUCCAUCAUCAUGUAUCUCUACUUCCCGGAUACGUUGGGCAAGCCCUUGGAGGAAGUAGCUCGUAUCUUCGGUGACGACGACUUGGUAGCUCAUUACGAACGGGCAGGAAUAGCUGGAGGGAGUAUUUCACACGGCAGCGAGCACGAGAAGGAGAAGCAAGUGACCACAGUGGAGGACACAGAAUACUCGCUGAAGAAGCAUUUGACGCCGGAGGGGUUGAGACAUAUUAAUCCUAUGGUGUAA
Messenger RNA from Mytilinidion resinicola, 1596 nucleotides. RefSeq names its product general substrate transporter. The transcript has 5 exons. Gene Ontology annotation, biological process: carbohydrate transport; transmembrane transport. Bases 1 to 1596 code for a protein of 531 amino acids. The record is from RefSeq and is a predicted model, not a curated record. Gene Ontology annotation, cellular component: membrane. NCBI's taxonomy places the organism in Eukaryota, Fungi, Ascomycota, Dothideomycetes, Mytilinidiales, Mytilinidiaceae. Gene Ontology annotation, molecular function: carbohydrate:proton symporter activity.